CAGACAGAGAGACAUAGAGAGAGAGAGUGAGACAGAAAGAAAGAGACUUACUUCUGUUGAAGUUCCUCAUCAUUUGUUUGCCAGGAAGAGGAGGAGGACAUGUAAACACUGGCACACAGGAGAGGGAAAAACUGUCCUCAUAGUUGUCUUGUUCACUUUCAUGCUUCACUUUGUGAACUGAGAAGAUGAGCGGAGGCGGGACGCGCGCGGCGGAAAAUGGAGAAGAGGACUGCAAGGCUAACGACUGUAGGAGGCAGCUUAGACUCACCGUACACGGUCAAUUCUACUCAGGCUGUACCAUAAAGCAGCACAGCAACAAGGAGAGCAGCAUAGCAGUUGUGCUGCCACACAAACCAGAAAAGCAGGAAGAAACGCUUGAACUUAUACCUCCCACAGAAGAAAAAGUUGAAGUCAUCAAGGUUUUCCUCAAAGCCCGUCCACAGACAGGGGAGAGCGUCAGGAUGCUGACGGACGAGGUGUCGCAGAUUCAGGAGGUGAGAUACUGUCUGAAGACCCUGAGAGAGCAGAUGGCAGCCAGACAGAACAGUAACAACAACAAGUAUCCAGUCAAUGGCUUCAGAGUCAACGUGCUCAGAAGCCAACCAGCUGUCACCAAUGGCGACACUGUUCUCAACGCAGCAUUCAUUCACGUCGAGGAUAGCGAGGAGGAGAGCGCGAAGCUCAGGGAGGCGACCAAACAUCUGUAUGAGCAGCUGAAGGAGAUGGAGAAGAGGCAUCAGGAGGAGAGGGAGAAACUGCAGGCCGAGUCGAACGAGUAUGGCGUCCGUCUGGCUGAGCAGUCUGUUCAGCUGCAGAGGGCGGAGGAGCUGUCGGAGGAGAGGGCUCAACAGGUGGAGGAGCUGCAGAGGCUGCUGGAAAGUAUGGAGAUCGAGAGUGGCGUCCUUAAAGACAAGAUGGCGGCAGGGGAGGCAGAGCUGCUGCAGCUUAAAGCAAACAGAGAGGAAAAGGGGGGGGAUGAGCAGAGGUGUGCAGAGCUGGAGAAGGAGGUGGCCAUCCUGAAGGAAAAGAUUCAUCACCUUGAUGACAUGUUAAAGAGUCAGCAGAGGAAAGUUCGCCACAUGAUCGAGCAGCUGCAGAACUCCCGGACCGUCAUCCAAGAGAGAGAUCGAGUCAUCAGGGACCUGGAAGAGAGGGUGGCUUUCCUGGAGGCUGAGAACAAAGAAAUGCAUGACCACAUGGAGUACUUCUUGGCAGGCCAGGACCCUCCGCCAUUGACAGCCUCUGACAACAAGCCAGAGGUUGUUUACAGUAAACCUCUUACACCAACGACCCAGACCAACAAGGCCCUCCCAUUCAUCAAAGUGAUUGAGAUCAAGUCCUGAAUGGAGUGUCAACCACAGAAAUAACCAGAAGUAAAAAAAAAAACAAACAAAAAAAAACUGUAAAUAUAUAUAUAUUUAAACACACACCAGUACAUAAAAAUUUAAGUCUAAGUUGUUAUUAAAAGGAUGUCUUAACAGACCUCCCAGUGACAAAGCACAGUGGUCUUUUGUUAGUACCUCACAGUUACUUUUGAGGCUGUUCUGCAAACCUUUACUGGCUUUCUCAGUUUCAAACAGAAUCCAAAAAAGGAAAGUAACAGUGAGUUCAAACUAGGAUCCAGAGGGAAGAGCUGUGCACUGCACGAAUUAUUUUUAUACAUACACACAAAUCAGUGCAUUACAAACUUUCUUGGCGAAAGUUCAGUAAAGUUCCCUGCGUUUCCCACCUCCACUUAUUUUUCUUGGCAGAAUCUGAAAUAAGCUUUUUGUGCAGGUCAUUUUAAAAAGGUGGGCCAAGAAUCAAAACUGCUGUUAUUUUUGUAGAUAUCAUACAUACAUUUAGAGAAAUGUACAAAUAAUCACUAAGUGUUUUCAGCUCUGCUUCAACCUACUGCCUACUCAACCACAAUCCUAAGUGGCAGAGUUCAGGGUCAGAUUCCUCAGUACUUUGCACCUCAUUGCCAAUAGCAAGCAUGCAGUUGGCUAUGUCAGCAAUGAAAUAUGGUUUAGGUUUAACUUAAAUAUAUUUGUCUGACAAUAGAGUGGGUCAGUUUUAGAAUUUUGACCAUUUUAGCUAUGCUGGAGAUUACCUGUUAGGCUGCUUGUAGAGACUAGUUUAUGUCAACAUUUUAAUACUCUUCCACGCUGCCUCAACAUUCUCAUUAUUUAUCCUGUUUUGUGCUAUUAGUUUGUGUAUUUAAAAAUAUUAACUCUGAUUCAAGUGAUGUUUUUAUUUACAUAAAUAUGCAUUGCUUGUGUGAACUUUUUCUCUGUAAAAUAUUUUCUGUUGUAAUCCACAAUUUUUAUUAACUGAGUAACCAUUUACUGUGAACAUUGUAUAUAAAUAUAUUGAGGUUCAAUUUGUGUUCUUCUAUUGUAGACUUUGUCAAAUAUAAUGUAAAUCCUGGUUUAUCUGACAUAUCUGUUGUACUUGUCAGAAUCUACAAACCUAACUUUCAUCAUUUCAGUUGUUGCAUCUUUAUGCCAUAACCUUGUGCUGCCACCUAGUGGAGAUAUUAAACACACUGAAAAUGAAAAA
Scatophagus argus is the source of this 2541-nucleotide messenger RNA. It is a transcript of the gene tuft1b, whose product is annotated as tuftelin 1b. Gene Ontology annotation, biological process: intracellular signal transduction. Gene Ontology annotation, cellular component: intracellular anatomical structure. The record is from RefSeq and is a predicted model, not a curated record. NCBI's taxonomy places the organism in Eukaryota, Metazoa, Chordata, Actinopteri, Scatophagidae. The transcript is spliced from 12 exons. Bases 186 to 1343 code for a protein of 385 amino acids.